This is a messenger RNA of Tigriopus californicus, 4296 nucleotides long. RefSeq names its product segmentation protein cap'n'collar-like. The record is from RefSeq and is a predicted model, not a curated record. NCBI's taxonomy places the organism in Eukaryota, Metazoa, Arthropoda, Copepoda, Harpacticoida, Harpacticidae. Gene Ontology annotation, biological process: regulation of transcription by RNA polymerase II. The transcript is spliced from 9 exons. Bases 2317 to 4032 code for a protein of 571 amino acids. Gene Ontology annotation, cellular component: nucleus. Gene Ontology annotation, molecular function: RNA polymerase II cis-regulatory region sequence-specific DNA binding; DNA-binding transcription factor activity, RNA polymerase II-specific.
CCACUACUACCUAUACGUACAGUCGACUCGUACUUGCGGCUCAUAUUAUAUACCAUGUAUGGAUUGUUGUGGCGUUGGUAGUGGCAGAACUAGUACAGCAAUACCUCUCUAGGUUUAUGACGUCGAUCGUUCUCAUACAACACACAAUCGCUCCAGCUCGCUCAGUCAGGGAUCCCCAACAUUUGCCAACUUAAAUGAUUUUUCAAGCACGACUUCCUCAGAAGGAACUUCAUUCACCACCGUCGUGGCCCCGGGAGCCGAAAAGGCUUCCAGAAAUGAAAAAGAAAAAAAAACAAGACAAAGGAGCCCCCUCUUUCCCAAAACGAACAGCCUCUUUAUCCCCCAUGGAGCAAUUGUAACGAUCCUUUGGGUGAGGGAAAUGAUGUCCUCAGAGCGGAUAUUACUCCCUGAAAACCCAUGUCCGUCCGUCCAACGAGUCAUCUAGUUCAGACGAGGAAUAAGAACAGAGCAGUACGUAUCGUAGACGACGAAGAACAGAACGAGGAGAAGGAGGAGGUCCCUCCGCUCAUCAAACUGGACCAAAAAAGGAUUUUCAGUUUCCCUCCACGCUACCACGAACUGAACUACGAGAUCGUCCUCAUGGGGUUCAUGAGGAGCGCAAUCAGCAGCCAUCAAAGGGGCGCUAUUCAACAUUUUGGGGGUUCUGGGGCACGUCACGGAAAAAAGGGGGCACUUGCACGAGCUUACAUAUUGUACAAUGAGCGUUGGUUAACAUUACAGUUCGUAGUAGUACUAGCAAUAGUAGUAGCAGUGCUGCUACUGCUACUACCACCAGCACCACCAGCACCAUAUAAUGAUGCGUUCCUAGAGUGGCCCGCCACAGAGGGCCCCUUGGAUCUAGUCUGCUAUAUAUACAGUAUACAUGUGAGUGCGAGCCCGAUGGCUGCCGCCGACAUGCUCGACAGCUACUUUAUCACUCUGAGAGACAGACCAAUGACGGCGAUCCUGCUCCUCCUCCUCCGACCCAAACAGCCAUCUCCGAAAGGUGGAGCCUCAUCAUCACAUCCAGCACCUCUCUCACUCACCAACACUGAGACACCGAGUGCGUAUGGAGGAAAAAACUCAAAUCUCUCAAAGAUCCUUCGAGUAUCUCAGUUCAAGCGACCAGAGAGAGCGAGAGAGACAUCCUCACUCAGAGCGAGAGGGAACGAGAGACUUUUUUUUCGGCUUCUUCAUACUACUUAUGAAAGGAGUGAAGGAGGCGCUCUGGUUGUGAUAGUCAGCAUCAGCUUUCGGAUGAACCCUCUCCUCUGAUCUUGGUCUGUUCUUGUGAAUACCUUGUCAAAGUGAAGUGCUCGACGAGAUCUCGGAGAUUCAAGAUUGCCACAAGAAGACGAAGAAGAAACGGCAAACUAACCAACCAACGAACCAACGAGCCAACCAAGUUGGUCGUCGGUCGAUCGUCGGCACGGUUAAGUCCUCCACAAAUAGCCACACACGCAAUCAGCGACCGAUCGACCGGCCGACCGACCGACCGACCAUCUAAAUAAGUGAGUGAGUGAGUGGGUGAGGGAAUGAGGGUUCGUGUGUGCCUGUGUUUGUGCGGAAGAUGUGAGAUGAGGAACCCUUUUUUUAUGCCACCAUCCCAAUUCAUCUCGGCAAACUCUCUCUCUCUCUCUCUUUCUCUCUUUCUCUCCUUCACUCAUUCACAGAGACAGGACUGGAGGCCAGAAGCAUAGAAGCAACAGUGUGAGAGAUGAAGUUCGGCCCAGAGACUUCUGACGAAUGAAAAUAUUCCACCAUUCGCCCACCUGACCACCGCUGAAGGGGUUCAAUUCAGUGUCGUCGUUGUCUUGGUUGUGCUCCAGUGGUUGGAGGUGGCCAACAUAUGGAUGCUGGGCUCCUCAUACGAACCCUAGUUCAGUUCAGUGGAUGCCAAUCCCAAUGGAAUUGGAGUUGAAAUAAAUUAUUCCGCCUCCAUUUAGUCGGUGGCAAGGAAAUCUCCUGGAAAUUCAACGCCCUCAAAACAAUGACCGUCAACGCCGAGUUCGAGUCUAAUUUAACCACUUUGUGGGCCUGACAACAUUCUCGUCGAGCCAAUGUGAGUGACAAUUGAAGACAACCCACAAACGAAUCACGACAUCACUCCAAUUCAAGGCAAACACCAACAGCCUGUCUGUUCUCUAAUCACUUAUUCACUUCCUCGAACCUUCGGCCUUCCUUGAGAAAAGUCGACCUUGUGUAUGUGUGAGUGAGUGCUCCAUAACUGAUCGGUGGUAGUGAACAACACCAGCCAGUGUGAUCUACUUUUUACUACAGAAUAUUCGACACCUCAGCCAAAGAUACUCAUGAAUCAUGCUCAGAGCAGCUCACCAAGAUCGAUCCCUUCAGGGUCGUGUACCAUGGAACCUCGCUGGUUUGGUGGGUCUCCAACAGCCCGGAGGAGUACCCGGAUCCGAUCCAUCUCACGGUGUACCAGGAUCCUCGGGGGGAGGUGGGUUGCCCCACCCGCUACCCCACCAUUACUCAAGCCAUUACCCAUCUCACACAGCCGCACACUAUCCUCAUCUCUUGCCCCCGCCCCCCUCGGGCGACCCCUGGCCUUCAGCUGGUCCUCCCGAUGGGGUGGGCCACUCCCUCGCCACUUCGGUGGCCUCGUCCAUUACUGGCAACCCGGUGGAAGCCUUAUCCUAUAAAAUGGAUCCCGAGGCUGUGGCAGCCAUGCACCAACAUCAGGCAGCUGCGGCUGCCGCAGCAGCUCAUCAGCAUCAGGCCCAUCAGGCCAUGUAUUACCCUCAUCAGUCCUCGUCAAGCCCCUCUGUGAGUGUGGCCAAUGAGUCCUCUCCCUCCGCUGGAGGCGUGUCCACUCCGUCGGGCAGUGCCCCACCCAAUCCGGUGACUUCGGAUCCUUUGUCAAACUUUCAGUCAAUACAGGCCAUUGAAUCCCAAGAUGUGAUGCAAACACUACAUCAGUAUUUCGAAGAAGAAACAGGCAACUGGAUUGAUUCUGGUCAAGGGGUUCCACCACACCAUCACGCCUCUCAUCCCGCCCUUUCCGAAGCUUACGCCCAAGACUACGGAAUUGGACGAACCGGUUACACGGACCGGAAAAAGAAGAUCAUCAAGGAGUGGACCAAGUCAUCCUCUAUCCCUACUUCUAACAAUGGCAACUCAUCAUCCACCUCAUCGUCGGCCACUUCAGCCGCGGCAGCUGCUGCGGCUGCGGCUGAAACGGCUGCCCGGUCAGCAGCCAUGGCGGCCGCUACGGGAGGUUACGAAAAUUUCCUAUACCACUCCUAUAACAUAAAAGAUGAAAGCGCCCUUAGAGCGGCCGAGUACCCUUACAGUCAUCCGGCGGCUUAUGCGGCAUAUCAAGAGGCGGCAGCAGGUCUGGUCCAUCCUUACGCCCAUCACAUGGUGUCUGCUGUGGCCGCAGCGGGUAGUGUGGGAUCUGAACCGAGUCCGGCGGGUCGGCCGGGUCGGCGGAAGAAGAGGAAUGCGGCCGCCAGUGCCGGAAGUGCGUCUUCAUCAACUCAUUCGGGUGGUGGUCAUUCCGGACUCACUCGAGACGAGCGCAAGGCCUUGACUCUGAGUUUACCCAUUACCGUUCAAGACAUCAUCCACUUGCCCAUGGACGAGUUCAACGACCUCCUUUCCAAGCACGAGCUCUCCGAAGAACAACUCACCCUCUGUCGGGAUAUUCGGAGACGUGGCAAAAAUAAGGUGGCGGCGCGGAAUUGUCGCAAGCGUAAAAUCGACCAAAUCAAGCAAUUAGAGGAUGAUGUCCAACGAAUUCGUUGCAAGAAAAGCGAACUCAUCGCCGAGCACGAGAAACUCGUGGCUCAGCGAUCUCACUGGACCGACCUCGUCAAGCGACUCCACGAUUACAUUCUCAAAGAAGUGGGCCAUGACCCAAGUCAGUGGCAAUUGCAAAUGGACCACAGCCGACAAGUGCAUAUUAUGCCUCGAAACCUCGCCGAUGAAACUGAUCCCUCCAAGCUUCCGGCCCCUUAUCAUUAUGCGCCCUCGGUGGGUCCUCCAGUGAUGGAACAGACCGUGAUGCCAAAUUAAAAUUACCAAGGCUGUCGCCACCUCCUCACUCCACCUUCCAUCCUCACCGUUUAUAUGCUAAUAUGGUACGAAGGGUACCAUAACCACUAGAAUCCGCGAAUUUUACCACUUCCCUUUGGCCAUCCAUUGGACGAACGGGGAUGGAAAGUGACCACCCACUUCAUGAUGGAUAGCUGUUUUACCGCUACUCGUAUAUCUCUGAUUUCACCAGGCUGUGAUAGAAUUUGUUUCAAUAAAGGCACGCCUCGUCUUCAAUGGAACAAU